Molecule: messenger RNA, 873 nt
Organism: Thlaspi arvense
Lineage: Eukaryota; Viridiplantae; Streptophyta; Magnoliopsida; Brassicales; Brassicaceae
Source: the annotation of a GenBank genome assembly
AUGGAUACAAAUCAUCAUAUCGACAACAACGUUCGCAGAUUCUCAUCGAUCGUUAAACCGGAGAUGAGCUUUCAGGAUCUGGAAGCUGGGACGCCGUUGAGAUCGCAGAGAAAUUUGAUCAACGGUAAAAAGGAUGGAACACAAGCGGUGGCUUCCGGUAUCUUUCAGAUCAACACGGCGGUUUCUACCUUCCAGCGACUUGUUAAUACACUCGGCACACCCAAGGAUACGCCGGAGCUCCGUGACAAGCUGCACAAGACAAGGUUACAUAUUGGGCAGUUGGUAAAGGAUACAUCGGCAAAACUUAAGGAAGUUAGUGAAACCGAUCAUCAUCAAGAUGUUGUUCAAAGCAAGAAGAUUGCAGAUGCUAAGCUUGCAAAGGAUUUCGAAGCAGUGUUGAAAGAGUUUCAGAAGGCACAACGAAUUGCAGCUGAAAGGGAAAGUACUUACACUUCUUUCGAUCCAAAAGGCAGCCUUUCUUCAAGUGAAGUAGAAAUUGGCUAUGAUAAUAGAUCACAAGAGCAGCGUGUACUCAUGGAAUCUAGAAGGCAAGAAGUUGUGUUGCUUGACAACGAAAUAUCCUUCAACGAAGCAAUGAUUGAGGAAAGAGAACAGGGAAUACAGGAAGUUCAGCAGCAAAUCGGUGAAGUAAACGAGAUUUUUAAAGAUCUUGCGGUGUUGGUUCACGACCAAGGAGCCAUGAUCGAUGAUAUCGGUAGCCAUGUCGAGAAUGCAUAUUCCUCAACAGCUCAGGGAAAGUCUCAUCUCGUGAAAGCCUCCAAGACGCAAAGAUCAAACUCGUCUCUGAUGUGCUUACUAAUGGUGAUAUUUGGUAUCAUUCUCCUCAUCAUUAUCAUAGUAAUCGCAGCUUGA